Messenger RNA from Eleginops maclovinus (Patagonian blennie), 2915 nucleotides. RefSeq names its product cholinergic receptor, nicotinic, alpha 1 (muscle) (gene chrna1). Bases 146 to 1525 code for a protein of 459 amino acids. NCBI's taxonomy places the organism in Eukaryota, Metazoa, Chordata, Actinopteri, Perciformes, Eleginopidae. Gene Ontology annotation, molecular function: transmembrane signaling receptor activity; acetylcholine-gated monoatomic cation-selective channel activity. Gene Ontology annotation, biological process: signal transduction; chemical synaptic transmission; monoatomic ion transmembrane transport. Gene Ontology annotation, cellular component: plasma membrane; postsynaptic membrane; neuron projection. The transcript is spliced from 10 exons. The record is from RefSeq and is a predicted model, not a curated record.
CACUCACUGGUCUCCCCACACAGUAACUCCACCGCUCCAGUGCUGCUGCCUGAAGCUGUGAGUUAGCAUUAGCUUAGCAUUAACGCCUCGCUAUCAAACAGAUGCUGUAGAGUUCAGGGAGUCUUCUCAAACAUCUGCCGGAGACAUGAACCUCUGUAAGGUGCAGAUCUGGUGGGUGUGGAUCCUUGGUGUAUUCGCCGGUCCAGCACUGUGCUCAGAGGAUGAGACUCGCCUGGUCAAAGAUCUUUUCACCGGCUACAACAAGGUGGUGCGACCCGUCGAUCACUUCAGUGAAGCCGUGGUCGUCACCGUGGGACUGCAGCUCAUCCAGCUCAUCAGUGUGGAUGAAGUGAACCAGAUUGUGACCAGCAACGUUCGUCUCAAACAGCAAUGGUUAGAUGUGAACCUGAAGUGGAAUCCUGCAGAUUACGGAGGCAUCAGGAAGAUCAGAGUCCCUUCCACUGACAUAUGGAAACCUGACCUGGUGCUAUACAACAAUGCUGAUGGAGACUUUGCCAUCAUCCAUCUAACCAAAGUCCUGCUGGAGCACACAGGGAUGAUCAUCUGGAAUCCUCCGGCCAUCUUUAAGAGUUACUGUGAGAUCAUCGUCCUGCACUUCCCCUUCGACCUGCAGAACUGCAGCAUGAAGCUGGGAACCUGGACCUACGACGGGCUGCUGGUCGUCAUCAACCAAGACAGCGACCGUCCGGACCUCAGUAACUUCAUGGAGUCUGGUGAGUGGGUUCUGAAGGACUACAGAAGCUGGAAGCACUGGGUUUACUACACCUGCUGCCCCGACACUCCGUACCUGGACAUCACCUACCACUUCCUGAUGCUGCGGCUGCCGCUCUACUUCAUCGUCAACGUCAUCAUCCCCUGCAUGCUGUUCUCCUUCCUCACCGGGCUCGUCUUCUACCUGCCCACUGACUCUGGUGAGAAGAUGACGCUCUCCAUCUCCGUCCUGCUGUCCCUCACUGUCUUCCUGCUGGUCAUCGUGGAGCUCAUCCCCUCCACCUCCAGCGCCGUCCCUCUCAUAGGGAAGUACAUGCUGUUCACCAUGGUGUUCGUCAUCGCCUCCAUCAUCAUCACCGUCAUCGUCAUCAACACACACCACCGCUCGCCCAGCACACACACCAUGCCCAACUGGAUACGCAAGGUGUUCAUUGAAACCAUUCCCAACAUGAUGUUCUUCUCCACGAUGAAGCGUCCAGGGCAGGAGAUUCGGCAAAAGAGGUUUUUCCCAACGGACAUGGACAUCUCCGACAUCUCAGGAAACCUCGGCCCCACCACUGUCACCUAUCAGUCCCCCAUCAUGAAAAACCCAGACGUCCGCAGCGCCCUCGAAGGGGUGAAGUACAUCGCAGAGACCAUGAAAUCAGACGAGGAGUCUAACAACGCUGCAGAGGAGUGGAAGUUUGUGGCCAUGGUCUUGGAUCACAUCCUGCUGUGUGUGUUCAUGGCGGUGUGUAUCAUCGGGACGCUCGCCGUGUUUGCCGGCAGACUCAUCGAGCUCAACACGCUGUAGAGACCCGACACACACCUGUGAGGACUGUGUUUUCACUCUGAGAUGCAUCAGAAAAAAAGUGUUUCUUUUUCUGUCCAGGUUGUUUAAAGUUGCAUUUUAAACGCACAAGUAUCUUGAUCUACAUACUUGAAGUUAUUUGAUUUAUUUUGUACAGAGUUUUAUUGCCAAGUGAUUACGUUUUUCUAGCAUGACAAGAACUCCCUCGACAAAAAGGGACGCUGAAUUUUGGACUACUACAGAAAAAAAGACACACGUUUAUAUUUGGUUUUUGAAGUAGAAAGCUAACGUUAGGCUAUAAAGGAACUACAGCACGGUCACAUGACUUCACCUCACCACUGCUAAGCUAAAGGCGGCUAAUGUUGGGUUAUAAAGGAACUACAGCACGGUCACAUGACUUCACGUCACCACCGCUAAGCUAAAGGAGGCUAAUGUUGGGUGUGAUGGCGUUUAGUGUGGUAUUUAAUGCUGACUCAUUUCUGGGUUUUAGGACUCAUUCCUUCCCAGCUGUAUUACUCCUUUGUUAACACCAUUACAGUAAUGAUUACUUUUAUUUCUAAUUUGGCAGCUUCAUUACGGUUGGGUCAAUCAUGAGUAUGUCCACUGCCGAGGACUAAUUAAGAAUAGCAAAUGAAUUACUUUUCUAGAAAUAUUUUGGCAGAAUGGAAGAUUAACUGUUAGGUCACGGGAAGGACUUAUUCUAGACUGAACGUCUCUGGAAAGGAUGUGUUGAAUUGUAUUUAAUUCACAUUUUAGUACCAGAAAGAUGACCUAUUGUGUGUUUUUUAGUGCAGGCAAUAUGUAUUUCUCCUGAGAAGUUUUAUUGUUUUGUUUUGCCUGAUACUUCUAAACUUCUCAUGUAUUUUUAUGGUUGUGAAAUAUGUAAAUAUUCAUGGUUUAGUGUCAGGGGUUUUGCUUUGUCACUGACAUGUAAAUUCCUCUUGAAUCUGUUGUACAGUUUGUGAAGGGCACAUUCAUUUUGAGUAUUAUUUUUACGAUAAGUGAUUUUCAACCCUGAGUGAAAGGACUGGGAUUGAAAAGACAUUGUGAGAACUAAAACAACAGACCUGACGUAGAGUUCAUUUAGAGCCAGCAGAGGCAUGGCGUCUUGGGGAGAUCAUUUGGGAACAUGGGCUUUAGGCUGAUAUGAAUUAUGUGUGCAGCUUUAAUGAAAGUUAGUUGAGCAAUAUGAAAGCUGCAGUGUUGCCAUGAACCAUUUUCAGGCAACUUGAUUUAUUUCGCGGCUGAUUCCUUACGAGAAAAGACCAGUUAUUUUUAUCAAUACAAUAAAGGUUGGCGGUCGUGUUGCACUAAUCAUUUAUUUUUUAAUAUUUACAGUUGUGUAGAUGUAACAGAGUGGAAAAUAAAAGAGGUUUCUUCAUCGUUAUAAUCA